Messenger RNA from Paramuricea clavata, 2564 nucleotides. Lineage: Eukaryota; Metazoa; Cnidaria; Anthozoa; Malacalcyonacea; Plexauridae. The record is from the annotation of a GenBank genome assembly.
AUGAAAGCCGAGUUGGCACUAGUAAGAGAACGAAUUGCUUGGACUCGUAGACAGCUAUGCAGAGUGGAUGAACGUAUUUUAUCUUUGAAUGAAGAAUUGUGGAUCACUUUAAAUGAAGAACAUUAUGCGACAGCUAAAAGAAUGAUCUCUGCGUCUUCUACGAAAACUUUCAACAAAGCACGUUCCACUCAGAUUGCCAAAUUCACAAAAUUGACGUCCUUUGGUCGGACGCAUCGCAGACAAGAAGAUUUGGCCAGUCAUCCACUACAACGCACCGUUAUCAAUAUGAGUGAUAGAAGACUUACGCCGGUUGAAGAAGAUGUCUUGGCUCUUGGAUUAAAUUUCGCUGUGGUACCCCGUGUUCUUCCUAAAGAAGAAUUCGUACAACGUUUGGAACCGAAGUUAUACCACAUGACGAACGAUGAAGCUAGUAACAUCCGCGUCCAAAUCACCGAGGUUCUACGACGUGCAACGCUUCCAGCUUCGAAUUUAACCAAGAAUAAGAAGGAUGCAUUGAAAAACUUAAGAGCAGAUAAGUCAAUACAUAUUUUAAAGGCUGAUAAGGGUAACGCUACGGUUAUUUUAGAUCGUCUAGAAUAUGAUAAUAAAAUCCUGGCUCUUUUAAACACUUCAACUUAUAAAGAGCUUAAAAGAGACCCUACAGCUAACAUUGAACGUAAAAUAUGUUCCAAACUAUCUGGUUUUAAAAAGGCAGGUAUUUUGUCUCAAACACUUCAUAAUUGUUUGAGACCUUCAGCUACUGUUUGUCCAAAAUUUUAUGGUUUACCCAAGAUACAUAAACCUAAUGUCCCACUAAGACCUAUUGUAGCGUCCAUAGGUUCGCCAACGUAUGCCCUGGCUAAAUAUCUCGCUGAGAUAUUGAAACCAGUUGUUGGAAAAACAGAUCAUCAUGUAGUAAAUUCUAAAGAAUUUGUAACAAAAAUGGAACAAAUUAGAUUGGGUAAGAAUGACAUUCUGGUAAGUUUUGACGUAGUUAGCUUGUUCACUAAUGUUCCAGUUGAAGAGGCUUGUAAUAUCGCGAAAGAAAGACUUCUUUCAGAUAUUACAUUAUCUCAAAGAACUAAUCUUUCUCCUGAGAAUGUUCAUGAUUUGUUGAAACUAUGUUUGACCACGACAUGUUUUCAAUGGCGGGAGAAAUUCUAUGAACAAACAAACGGCGCUCCAAUGGGAAGUCCAUUGUCGCCUGUUAUGGCUAAUUUGUUCAUGGAGGAAUUUGAAAAGAAGGCCUUAGCUACUGCAAAGUUGAAACCAGGUUUCUGGUUCAGAUACGUGGAUGAUACAUUGAGUAGCUGGUCUCAUGGACUAGAUAAUUUACAAAAGUUUCUAGACCACAUUAAUAGUUUGCAUCCAUCGAUCAAGUUUACUUUUGAAGUACAGAAGGAUGAUAAAACUAUACCGUUCUUAGAUGUUCUUUUCACUAUACAUGAUGAUGGGUCGCUAGGACAUAAGGUUUAUAGGAAACCAACACAUACAGACAGGUAUCUGCAUUAUAAUUCAUUUCAUCAUCCUAGUAUUAAAAACUCUGUGUGCAAGACACUCAUCAACCGAGCGAAAACAAUUUGUGAGGUAAGUAACAUUGACGAUGAAUUAGAACAUUUAAGAAAUGUUCUAAAAAUGAAUGGUUACCCACGGCAUUUCAUAGAUAAUGCUAUGAAAACGCCACAAAGUAUACAGCAGAAGAUUGAAUAUCAGUCGUCUGUUUGUCUACCAUACAUUGGUCCGGCUUCACACAAAAUCGAAAGAAUUUUGAGGAAUGAAGCAGGUAUAAAGGUAUACCAUUCCAGCGAAAACAAAUUGUUUCGAGCUCUUUGCACACAUAAGGACAACGUAAAUGAAUCUCAGAAACCUGGUGUGUACCGCAUUCCUUGUGAAUGUGGUCUGGUUUACAUUGGUGAAACUGGUCGAAAUCUCUCAGUACGUCUUAAGGAACACAAGACGAAUUGCGAGAAAGCCGAGCAAGAUAAAUCUGCUGUGGCUAAACAUACUUGGACUUACGACCAUCGUAUAAAAUGGGACGAAGCAACCAUUUUGGCGAUUGAUAGUCAUAAGUUCUCUCGCAAAAUGAGAGAGUCAAUUGAAAUCGAGAAGCACAAUACUAUAGAUCAGGAGGGAAAGCCACUAGAUAGUACGUGGCGUGCUCUCUUUAAUGUGCAAAAUUAAUUUCUCUUGUCUUGGAUGCGCGCGCGUUAAUUGGAAUCACUUCAUUACGUUUGAAAUGACGUGGUUGAUGUGCCGUUUAAUUAAAUUUCAAAUGACGCGAGCCAACAGAUCACGACACUCUUGUAUAUAAAAGGAGCGUGUGAAUUAAACAAGUCACAUAUUAUUAGCACUGAUGAAGAUCCGGGCUUACGGAUCGAAAGCUUUGCAGUAAUAAAUUUACGUGGUGUUUCCACAAACAAAAACAAUUAUAUUUUAUCGCCAUGCAAACAUUCAAAGAACUUAUUAAACCCACAUUUGUUUUACAUACAUAAAUAUGUCUGAAACUAAUAUCUAAUAUAAUUGUAAUUUCUUUCAUACAACUCUGUAUUCAUGACCUAGCUUAA